CCCCUACGUCAUUGGCUACGUACUCCCGGGUGGAGUCGCUGCGAGUGUCGUGUGGGACGGGUUUGUCGGCUGUGAAACUACACAUUUGUCAGUGGUACAAGAAGGGUGUAUUACCAUGCGUUAUGAUUUGGGGACGAUUGUGCUUGCGGCGUUGAUAGCCACCGCCAACGGCGCGUGCGACACCAACACCCUCUUCUUCGGUGACGUCAACUUAUCAACUGUACCACCCUACCAGCUGACCGUGGUCUCCGCUGUGGGAACCUACGUCCUCGAACCCAACAACGUCUCCCUGGUUGCCUACCGACACAUCGGCAGACCGGAUCAGUUUCUUCUACAGGAGCCGACAGCAGCGGCGCAGAAAAACUGGGUUGUGGCAACACUGCCCGAUAAUAAGAAGCCGGCUGAAGUGCAGCAUGCGUACGAGGCUUGGCCGGAGGCGGGGAACAUCCUCGCACGUGGAGAGUUUGAAGGAGAACCGUGGGCCCCCGGUGCUGGAGCAUGGGAGGUGAACGAUUGUGACGAGGGCCGCACGCCACUGCCGUCGCUGAGUUUGUCGUGUGUGGCGCCCACGUUUGGGCAGUGUGCCACCGAGCGGUGGCUUGUGGUCGAACCAGACUCGUCGUUCGUGGAUGUCCUGACACCGGCCGAGAAGGAGGUCCAGAGUCAUGGCCGACGGGAGUUCCAGUCACCGUCGCAGCGCGUGUACGUCGGAGAUGAUGGCCGCUGGAGGCUGGCCUCCAAGAGCCCGGCGAAGGUGAAGCUCGUGUCCACGACGACGGCGGAGAGGUUGGAACACGUCCGGGGAUGGCGUGCAGUUAGCGAUGCUGGCGCCGAGUCGGAGACAGAGAUUAAGAUCGAGUGCGAGCCACUCAGAUCCGGAGGGACCGACUCGUGUGCCGCCAACCCCUGCAAGAACAACGGCACGUGUAUCGCGGUACCCGACUCGCCGGGCGCCUACCACUGUCGCUGUCAGUUCGAUAGCGUCAGUCUCAACUGCGAAGCGGUGCGGGAGUGUCGCGUGCCCAAGCGGGUCGCCAACGCGCAGCUGCUCUUCACCAGCGACCUCUCGCCCCAGGGUAAGGCGUUCUACCGGUGUGAUGUCGGUUACUACGUGAAGAACGGCACCGGCUCGGCGGGGAAUCGCACCACGAACAGCGCCUUCGCCACGUGUGACGGACGUAGCUGGAACAACGUGCCCACGUGCGAGCCCAUCACCACCACCGUCACCAUCGAGGCUGCCUACGUGCACCACUGCAACUUCGACGCCGGCUGGUGUGACCGCUACCAGUACGGCGCCACCCUGACACCCACCGGGCGCACCCUGAGCUGGGAGCGUACCGCCUCGCAGGAGGAGGGCCGCGGCCACUACGCCAGCGUGCGUCACUCGGGACCGUCUGCUGAACGCCAGCUGGGUGUACUCCAAACGCCGUGCAUGUUCGUACCCACCGAAGGCUGCGUCGCCGUGGAUGUUCUCCUUGAUAAAAAUGCCACGCUUACGAUCGUGGACGACGAUGAAGUCACUCUCUGGAGAACCGCCAGCGAGACGCAAUGGACGACCGCAACGCUGACGCUUCCUCCCGGCAGCAACCGGCUCUCGUUUGAGGCAGUUCUGGGACGCACCGGAGCGAGAGUUGCCGUCGAUAAUAUUCGCGUGUUCCAGUGGAAUUGCGGUCAGGUGACCAAGCUUCUCUUCCCUCCCCCUCCGUCUUCUCGAUCGUCGGCGUCAGCAAUGCUCGAGGCCGUGACGCCUCUGCUUUCGCUGCUGGCACUGCUCGCCUAUAGCAAGAUGGCCGGCGUGCUGGCUGCCUAAGAUGACCGCGUUGAUGGCUCUACCAAGAUGGCCGUCGUUAAAACGGCCAAUACCAAGAAAGCCGACGAGCUUACAGCAAAAAAUACCAAGCAAGCAUGCUGAGAAUCGCAAAGAGGGCUAUAGUUACGGCAUCCGAUUCACUGGCGAAUCGCAGCUCGCGACAAGGAGUGCUGAAAAGCAGGGCGGUCGCCUAAUAGAUGUCGCAAUUGGGAAAGUGAUCCUGGCACCUGACCAUGCUGAUACGACCUGCACCUUGAUGCCCACGCCCGAGGUUCUGUCAAACCGGUUGGGUGUGCAUUGCUUAAGCUGUUUAUGUGCAGGUGCUGUCGGAUUGCAAGCUUUCCAUCAACCUGCGGCUGCCUUGAGGGUCAUCUUUAGUUCCCAGGAGCAAUGCUUACCAGAGAAACCCAGUAGCUGGGAUCAGUUGUAACGUAACCAGUUAGCUAAUUCGCACUAACUCUUUUCGACUCAUUAUUUUUAUUAGACGGUGUGAAUUUCCAGACACUAAAUGGGCCUUAACUACCUAAGGGUCCAAUGUCUUUCCCUGGACCUUGAAGAACGUACAUUGUACAAUCCAUACUUAAACCUGAGCCAGUUCACUGUCUAUGAGGACCUUUUAUUACACAUGUUUAUCCUUUUGUACCGAGAUACCAGCGCGCAGGGCCCACUUCAUUCGACGUGCAUUUUUAACAACACUUUUAUUGGCCAGUAAUUACUCAUUAGACUAAUGCGUCGCGGUAGAUGCGGACAGGGACCCGUACGGAUUGGCUUUACUGUUUGAACAUUUGGAACAAAUGCCUUUCGCUCGGCGGCAGAUUGGUACAGGAGCUCGAGGAAGGCCGCAACGGCAACUGCGCUAUACAGUGCCCAGGGCCCUGAAAACAGUGUCCAGGUAUUUGGCGUCAACGCCAUUUAGGGAUGAUGUCCCGUUGUUUUGAUUAAGAGUGGACCCUUUUGAGAGAGAAAAGAAAUAUUGCCUCAAAUGGACCAUUCAGCUCGUCGAAAUUAGUUUAAAGUAGUCUUUUGGCUGUCGUAGUAUAUAGGUCGUAUCAGUACUUUGCCAUGUCCCACAACUAGGCCAAUUUUGGCCACAUGUGCGGCCUCCUCAAAAUCACUUUUAAAUCGACCUCGUGUAAACUUUCUAUCAGUUUCCCGAAAAUGCAGAAGCGUGAAUUAGCAAAUCUUGGCCAGUCCGCAUUAGUCGGCUUUCGUAUCAACCGCAACGACGGGCUCUCUAAAGGUCAGCUCUCCUCGCCCGCACGUCUGUUAUACAGGCUCUCAGCGAUCAAUGUGCUGUGACGUCACUGUGUCAGUGACGUCAUCGGGGCUUUAUAAGCGACGCUUUGCCUCCAGGGAUGCCGUUGGACUGCGGAGUUGAGGCAUGCGAAGGCUGACUGACGCUUUGAUGGAACUCAUGUAUCUCUAUUGCGGUUUCGAUCUCUUGGACUUGGUCGGUACGCUUCAGCGCAGGGGACAGGCUUUCUGUGAACGUCGCAAGCUUUAGCUGUGGGCAGGGCUGCGGAGUCGGAGUCGGAGUCGGAGUCGGAGUCGGUCGGAGUCGACAGUUGUGACCGGAGUCGGAGUCGAAGUCGGAGUCGAUUUUAGAAACCCGAGCCGGAGUCGGAGUCGGAGUCACCGAAAAUCUGUCGACUCCGCAGCCCUGCUAGGUCUGCGGAGUCGGAGUCGGGAGUUGGAGUCGUUCGGAGUCGACAAUUCUGCCCGGAGUCGGAGUCGGAGUCGGAGCUGGUUUUUGAAAGCCGGAGUCGGAGUCGGAGUCGCCGAAAAUCCAUCGACUCCGCAGCCUUGGCUGUGGGUCGUCUGUAAAACGUUCGCGAAGAGCUUUGACGACUGGUGAUGUUAUAGGCUUCAGCUUGAGGUCGCUUCUUUUCUCUUUCUGCAUUUUUGCAGGCGCUGUGUGUCACACUGACAGUGCUGUUUUGGUCGCUUGAAGAGCUCUUAUUACAGAGCUCAGAAGGUGUGGCCGCAGACACGGUACGAUGGCUGUGUCAAGAGGUCUGAAAAGGUCACACUGCGCGUGGACGCCGCCGGUGACCUUUGGUCCGUGCUGGUAUCUUGGAUUGGCCAGCAGCGGUUAGUUAGUCAUUUCUGGCUGAAAUGUGUAUUUUUGCGCUACUGUGAGUGUGGACUUUUUGUCUCGGUUGCCGUCCACUGUUGUCCGUGCGAUGCGCAUGUUUUGUACCGCCAAUGGCUUUUCUGUCCGAAAGCUUCACAUUCAAUUAAAUCCUAAUAUUUCUAUCGCUAACCUAGCCAUUGUGUCACGCGUUGUCGUAAAAUUGCUAAAUGUUGCUUGUAAGAUUGUCGGUAAGCUUUUUAGGUGCUCCGUACCUGCUGUGCUAUCACACCCGUCUGUGUUCUGAUAUUGUGACGUUAAUAAUCCGAUCACAUGUUAAUCACAAUAGCCAAUGUACUCCGCUUUGUGACUAAGCUGUUAAACAUUUAUAAGAGCACUGCGCCGAUGAGACUUCAUGUACCGCAUAGCACGUGCUCCGCAGUUUUAGUACAACUGCGUGUAGGUAAGUGUGCGCGGCCCGAUGGGCUACCCGGGCUAUAAGGCUAAUAAUGGCAUCAGUCUUAUGGCCUGAAAGCGCAUUACCGAGUGAAAUGCCGGAACGGGUCAAUUCGCUUGACAGAAUUGGCUUCGGUUAGUGGUAGCCGGUCGUCUAACUUCGGUUGACAGAGCUGCAGGUUGUAAUUUUUUCGGUGUUCGGCUUAGGUACCUGAUACACUCCUGUACAUUGUGUUUUGAACCUAAUAUUCUUGCCAUGUUUUUUCGGGUCAAAAGAUGUGUGUGAUCGUCUUUACCCUGAUUUUUCAUUCUCGCACCAUUUGGUGGCUGGUUAUUGUGAUGCCGUACGCAUACAGUUGUUCUAAAAAGAAAUCAAUAAAUGGAUUAUUUUAA
This is a messenger RNA of Amphibalanus amphitrite, 4730 nucleotides long. RefSeq lists its product as uncharacterized. The record is from RefSeq and is a predicted model, not a curated record. Lineage: Eukaryota; Metazoa; Arthropoda; Thecostraca; Balanomorpha; Balanidae. Bases 116 to 1810 code for a protein of 564 amino acids. Gene Ontology annotation, cellular component: membrane. The transcript is spliced from 3 exons.